Messenger RNA from Drosophila erecta, 339 nucleotides. RefSeq names its product neuropeptide-like 4. The record is from RefSeq and is a predicted model, not a curated record. The coding region runs from base 42 to 203 and encodes 53 amino acids. The transcript has 2 exons. NCBI's taxonomy places the organism in Eukaryota, Metazoa, Arthropoda, Insecta, Diptera, Drosophilidae.
CGAUUUUGUUUGUCAAAUCGAGAAUUAACCCUUUCGUCAUCAUGCUGAAGCUAGUACUACUCUUGGUCGCCGCCCUCCUGGCCGUUGCCAUGGCUGUUCCCGCUCCAGGACCCAGUCCAAAUCCCGCCCCGGUACCCCAGUUCGUCUACUCCGCCGGCUAUCCGGCCGUGGGCUACGCCUCCCCGUACGUCUACUACGGCUGAGCCCAGUAUCCGGAUUCACUGAAUAAAGCCUUUUGACAUGUGCAUGGACAACCAGUUUGUUUCGCUAGAUACAAAUAGUUUGGCCUAUUUCCCAUUUUUGAAGAACAGUAAAUAAAUUGAAAUCAUACAUUUAAAA